Messenger RNA from Calidris pugnax (ruff), 2114 nucleotides. RefSeq names its product prickle homolog 4 (gene PRICKLE4). The transcript is spliced from 8 exons. The coding region runs from base 59 to 1630 and encodes 523 amino acids. NCBI's taxonomy places the organism in Eukaryota, Metazoa, Chordata, Aves, Charadriiformes, Scolopacidae. Gene Ontology annotation, molecular function: zinc ion binding. The record is from RefSeq and is a predicted model, not a curated record.
UAGACCAGGGAUUAGGAAAGGACUGGCGGCUUCCAGGGAAAAUCUCCUGCUGUGGCUCAUGUCCCUGCCGAGCCCCGCAUGGCCCCAGCGAGACGAGCCUCCCCCCUGCGGCACCGCCAUCGGCCUCCCGCCGGCCUCCUCCGACAGCGACUCCGGCUGUGCCCUGGAAGAGUACCCGGAGCCCCCCGCGGACCCCGCUCCCCCCGAGGUCCCCGUGUGCUUCGGCACCCGCUCGCCCCAGGACCCCUCCUCUCCCACCGACAGGAUCCGUCUCCGCGCCAGAGCCCUCCUGCAGCAGCUGCCCCCUCAGGACUGCGAUGAGCGGUAUUGCCCCGACCUGGCGGAGGAGGAGAGGAGGCAGCUACGAGCAUUCAGCGCCCGGCGGAGACGGGAGGCCCUGGGGCAAGGGCUGGCACGUCCCGUGCCGGGUCCCUGCCAUGGCUGUCCCUGCAAGAAGUGCGGCGGGAGGCUGAACAAAGGGGACCUGGGGAUUUCGGCAGCCCGGCUGGGGGACCAGUUCUGGCACCCGUCCUGCUUCUCCUGCCACUUCUGCCACCAGCCCCUGGUGGAUCUCAUCUACUUCCAGCAGGAUGGGAGGAUCUACUGUGGCCGGCAUCACGCCGAGCUCUUCCGACCCCGCUGUGCCUCCUGCGACCAGCUGAUCUUCAUGGAGGAGUGCAUCGAGGCAGAGGGUCGGCGCUGGCACCUGGAGCACUUCUGCUGCCUGGAGUGCGAGGUGCCCCUGCGCGGCCAGCGCUACGUGAUGAAGAGCGGCCGGCCCUGCUGCCGCGGCUGCUUCGAGACCCUCUUUGCUGAGACGUGCCAGGCCUGCGGGGACCCCAUCGGUGCUGACAGCGAGGAGGCCACCCACCAAGGGCUCCAUUGGCAUGCCCGAGCCGCCUGCUUCUGCUGCAGCCUCUGCCGAAAGCCGCUGCGUGGGCAGCCCCUCACCUCCCGCCGCGGCCGCCUCUUCUGCUCCGAGACCUGCAGCCUGGGCCGGGACGCGUCCUCCACCGCCUCCGACUCCUCCGACUCGGCUUUCGCCUCCGCCCCGUCCCCCGACUCAACGCCCCUCGCCCGAGGUGGCCCCACCGGCAGGACCACACCGGGGACGGGCAGCAGCUCUGCGGCCGGAGGGUGCAGGCAGCGGGUGGAAGGGGCUGAGGCGUUUCUGGAUCAGGCCCCUGUGCAUCCAGCGUUCAGGAGCCUGGAGGACCACGGAGCAGGCGCUAAGGAGAGGAGCAGGGAUGCUGUGCAUGCAGGGACACCGGGACCACCAGCCGGUCACCCCUCCGGCCUCCAGCCCAGCACAGAGGGUCCCAAUGGGCCUGGAGCCUUGGGCCAUCCAGUUCCGGGGGGCCCUGACCCCCGAACACCCGCAGGCAAUGGAAACCCACACUCCCAACACAGCCCACGGCCGGAGGACAUCAACCUGCAGGACAUCACAGAGGAGGAUGACUCCUGGUGUCCCACCUGCUCUUCAUCUUCGGACUCGGAGGAAGAGGGUUUCUUCUUCGGGAAGCCCAUCCCCAAGCCCGGGAUGAGCUCCCUGGGCAGGGAACCCCUGGGGAGGGCUGGGGGCAGGACGGUGAAGCCGCGGGGCAACAGCAAGCACUGCAGUGUGUCCUAGCAGCGGGGACAGGGGGUCCUCCACUGGCACUGCCAUCCCACCAGCCCCGGCCACGGUCUUAACACGUUCCAAGUGCAUUUUGGACACAGCCCAAGGCUGGUGGGGAGAAACUGCUGGGAUCCUUCCCCCCGGCAGUCGCUGGCAAAGCACACCCUGCAAUUCCUGCCGGCCUCUCCCGCAAUUAGGAACAGGUAAAGCAGGUAGGGAGCAGGGAGCCGGCCACCCGACCAGGGCAUGGUCUCCAACUCCCAUCUCAGAGAAGGUGGUAGCCCCAGAGAGCAGCCACACGCAGGGGAGGGCAACUGGGUGCUUAGGACAAGGGCAGCUGCCUGCAUCACCCCACUGGGGACCCAUGGGGACAUCGGGGUGCUGGCCACCAGGGUCGGAUCCUUCCCUGGGACACCUCCCCGAAGGACAAGCCCUGUUGCCAGCUGCUCUCCAUCCCUGGUGGCACCGCGUCCCCCUGCCACCACGGGGAGGGGAU